AUGGCAGGGUCCACUGUCUGCAAGAUCACCAUACUGUUCCUAGUCCUGCUAUUCCCGGAGCUCCACGUGGCAGGCACCCUUGCAUCUGGAUCCUCUCCCCGGAAUCUGCCUGAAACCCAGCCCCACCUUCCCAGCUCUACACUGUGGGUGCCUCAGCCCAGUCAUCAUGGCCGACGGGGCCUGGGCAAGAAGGACAGGGGCCCAGGCAUGCCCAGCCGGGGCCAGGAGGGGGCUGUGGUCACUGCUGCUAGGCAGGCUUCCCGGAUAACGCUUGGACAGCGCCCUUCCGGCCUUCUGCAGGACAAGGAGCUGCUUCUGGGGCUGGCAUUGCCCUAUCCUGAGAAGGAGCCCCGGUCUUCUGGGUGGGAGAGGAUGAAGAAACGUGGCAGAGAACACAAGAGACGCAGGGACCGGCUGCGUCAGCACCGAGGACGAGCUGCCAUCCGCGGGCCCAGCUCCCUAAUGAAGAAGGUGGAACCUUCUGAAGACCAGAUGCUGGAGGCUGCCACAGAGGAGUCUUCUACCAGCCUGGCCCCAACCAUGCUCUUCCUAACCACAGCAGAUGUUGCCACGCCUACCCCAGAGGAGUCCCGGAUCCUGCCUGUCACCUCCCUGCGGCCCCAGGCACAGCCCAGGUCUGAUGGGGACGUGAUGCCCACGCUGGACAUGGCCUUAUUUGACUGGACUGACUAUGAGGAUUUAAAACCAGAGGUCUGGCCUUCUGCAAAGAGGAAAGAGAAACACUGGAGUCAGUAUGCCAGUGAUGGAAACGAGACGUCGCCAGCUGAGGGGGAACCUUGUGACCAUCACCAGGAUUGCCUUCCAGGAACUUGCUGCGACCUCCGGGAACAUCUCUGCACGCCCCACAACCGCGGCCUCAACAACAAAUGCUUUGAUGACUGCAUGUGCAUGGAAGGGCUGCGUUGCUAUGCCAAAUUCCACCGGAACCGCAGGGUCACUCGGAGGAAGGGGCGCUGCGUGGAACCUGAGACAGUCAACGGGGACCAGGGAUCCUUCAUCAACAUCUAGCGCCCUAGCGGUGCCUCCCCACAGGCCGGGGUUCUGAGCUAGGGAAGUUUGGACAAAUAAGACCGCGUCAGUAACUAGCUCAGAUUGGGGCUGCGUGGGGGACCCAAUGACUGCGGCUACGGGUGCAGCCCCGGUUCACUCAUCCCCAAGCUGGGUGAGGGCUUGGUUGAGAGCAGCUGUGUUUGCCAUCCCAGGUGGUACCCACGCAGCUCAUGGAGCCCGCUCUACGUGAUAGUCGUGUCGAGCGCGCCCUCUUCUGCUUGACAUCAGCAUUACAGCAGCUUCAAUUUGGAAAAUUGAGAGGUUUCCCGGCCUGGAAAGGAUUGGAAAGAGAGGACACCUGACAGGAGUGGCUCUGGAAUACUCUGUCCCAGGCAAACGCCAAGCACCACCUUCAUUUUUACUGAAUUUCCACAGAGACCGUGGCAAGAGACCGCUGAAGCACUCUUGAGUUGCGAAACCUGUCCACCCAUGAUCCUCCAUCUUUGGCAGCAGACACAACUUGACUGUCUUCAGCCUUCCCCAACAGAGGCUUAUCGUCUUUUUGAGAGACAUAGUCUCACUCUUUGGCCAACCUGGCCUUUGGGAACUCAGACAAUCCCCCUGCCUCUGUCUUCCAAAUGCUGGGAUUACCAGGAGUGAGUCAGCAUAUUUGGCAGGUGUAUCCUCCUUAAAAUCAAAGCAUGGGGCGCGGUGGGGUGUGGCUAACCCUAGUUUCCAUCCCCAAGCGUGGUGUCAAAGGCAGCCGGUGCUGGAGGAUCAGAAGUUAAAGGUCAUCUUCGGCUACUUAGCAAGUGUGAGAUCAGACUCCAGGAGACUGUGUCUCAAGCAAAACAAAAUAAGCCAUUAGCCUAGCCUGCACAGGGCCCUGGGUUUGACCUCCACUCAUUCUCCUCCACUCCCACUUCUUUCCCCCAGGCCCCUCCACACGGGGGAUGCAUGCGUUCAGGUGAAGGAGGGUCCCUGUGAAAGGUCCUUCCCUCUGACACGUGCUAGCCAUAGUCAUGAAGUGGCUGGGGUUAACUUUCCUGGUGUGGCCUGGGUCAUGGGGUCGCUCCCUCCUAAGCUGUCCUCAGAGUUCCCCACCCCCGCUGGAAUGGCAAGCACAUGCCACCCUGAGUUCACUUGACACGAUGUUUGGUGACUCCCAACUUCCCUAAGACCAUCUCUGGACUCCAUCCCUUCGCUUCAGCAACAAUGCCCCUCGGAAAGUGGGGUCACCUCCAAGACUGUGCAGCCUUCAUGCUCACAGGCUAGAACCAUGAUGACAACCUCACCAUUAUUGUCACCGCCCGGAAUGUGUGUCCCAGCAGAUCUGGAGUCACCUCAGGAGCCACCUCAGGAGAACCCUUUAGACCCUUGCUCCUGGCAUCUCCCUCCUGGUCAACCUUUGCAAAGAAAAAAAAAAGCCUUCCCUGCCCCCGCCCUCCUCAGCCUGGACCACAUCCAUGGGAUGCCAGGGCUGUUUAUGGCUUUGGGGUAACCAGUCUGGUCCAGGGAUCAGGCACCAAGGAAAACAAGCAGAUCUAGAAGAAAUCAAAUACGCUUGUUCUUCUUUCUCAAGUUGGGUCUGAUAGGCCUGGGAAUGGGGGUCAGGGCCAAUAGCCGGAAGGAUCAAAGCGGCAAUGGGAAAGCAGGUUCUAAGGCAGAUUCAUUUUCCUUUCUGUAAUACCAGGGCCUUGCGUGUUCCAGGCAAGUGCCCUGCCGCUUAGCUACACGCUAACUGGUCUGGGCUUCGAAGUCUCCAAAGGCUCCCCAGGAGGCUACCAUGGCAGCCUGAGAACAUUGGUCCCUGCCCUCCUACCUGCUGCAGCAUACUGCUAUACACAGCCUGCGCCUCCUCUCACACUUCGCUGACCUUACGGAAGUUGCUCACGGUCUGUGUGCCUUGCCUUUUCAAAGAAAUGAAAAUGCCUGAUUCUUAAAAUAGUG
This is a messenger RNA of Microtus ochrogaster (prairie vole), 2961 nucleotides long. RefSeq names its product dorsal inhibitory axon guidance protein (gene Draxin). Gene Ontology annotation, cellular component: extracellular region. Lineage: Eukaryota; Metazoa; Chordata; Mammalia; Rodentia; Cricetidae. The record is from RefSeq and is a predicted model, not a curated record. Gene Ontology annotation, biological process: dorsal spinal cord development; forebrain development; commissural neuron differentiation in spinal cord.